Messenger RNA from Nymphalis io (European peacock), 5062 nucleotides. RefSeq names its product sialin. The record is from RefSeq and is a predicted model, not a curated record. Gene Ontology annotation, molecular function: transmembrane transporter activity. Gene Ontology annotation, cellular component: plasma membrane. Bases 214 to 1674 code for a protein of 486 amino acids. The transcript has 12 exons. NCBI's taxonomy places the organism in Eukaryota, Metazoa, Arthropoda, Insecta, Lepidoptera, Nymphalidae. Gene Ontology annotation, biological process: monoatomic anion transport; transmembrane transport.
GCGCUUGCCGGUGUUGGGUGUGUGUAACUCUUGACUUGAGUUCACGUAGCUAAUAAUUUUAGAUAUUGUAUUUAUUAAUUAAAAAGUGUAGGUUUAAAUUUCUAGAUUAAUUUAGAAGCAAGUUUAAGCUUCUUAGUGUGUUUUAAUUUACAUGUUUAGUGAAUUUCUAAGUUAAGUGAUUUUAAAUAAGUCAACGGUAAAUUCAUUCCAAUCAUGGCUAAGACAGAGAAGUCCUUUCCAAGAAACUUUACAGGUUGCCUAACAUGCGUCCAAGUGCUGAACAUUAUGGUGCUCCUCGGGUUCAUGCUGAACUACGCUCUCCGCGUGAACUUGACCAUCGCCAUCGUCGAAAUGAUCUUCGACGCGAAAGACAACCACACCAUCACCAACCUAACAGAUUCUUUCAAUGUCACACAGCACCCAGAGCACAUAGAACAGACUCGCUACCACUGGGACACGAAACAGAAGAAUCUUCUCCUAGGCUGCUUCUUUUGGGGAUACGUGCUCACAGAAGUUCCGGGCGGUAGACUAGCGGAGGUCAUAGGAGCACGGCGAGUGUUCGGCUACAGCACUCUUCUAGCCAGUGUCCUAACUCUCCUUUCGCCUGGAGCCGCAGCAGCCGGUUUCGGAUGGAUCGUGGCCCUCAGAGUCGCCCUCGGCUUCCUCCUCGGAGCCACGUGGCCGGCCAUUCUUCCCAUGGCUUCGAAAUGGAUCCCUCCGAUGGACAGAUCGAAGUUUAUGUCCAACAUGAUGGCGUCAUCCCUGGGUGCGGCGAUAACGAUGCCUAUCUGCGGUUUUCUGAUCGCACAUUUCGGGUGGGAGUCAGCGUUUUAUUUCACUGGUAUAAUCGGCGUGAUGUGGUCAGUCGCGUGGUUUGCGGUGGUGUACGACUCGCCUGCGCAGCAUCCGCGCAUCUCAGACACUGAGAGGAACUACCUCUUGAAGGCCUUGCCUCAGGACACUAACAAAGGACACACUGCGGUCCCGUGGCGCCGCAUGCUGCUGUCGGCGCCCGUGUGGGCCAUCGUGGUGACGCACGGCGCCUCCGUGUUCGGGUACUUCACUGUCGUCAACCAGCUGCCCACCUACAUCGAGAGCAUCCUGCGCUACGACAUCAAACACAAUGGUCUGCUGUCAUCCCUCCCAUAUCUUGGCAAGUAUCUCUGCGCGCUGGCUUCGUCCGUGCUGGCUGACUCCCUCCGUCGUAGUGGACGUCUUUCCACCACAGCAGCGAGGAAACUCUUCACUGGAUUCGCUGUUGGAUUACCUGGUAUAAUGAUGAUCGCUCAAGCGUUCUUCGGCCACGACAGGGUCUGGUCCAUUGCGAUCUUCACAAUGGCGCUCACCAUCAACGGCGCUGUCACAGCUGGAUACCUCGGCAACGGACUGGACAUCGCACCUAAAUUUAGUGGUACAAUCUUCGGCAUCGCGAACACACUCUCUUCGUUCGGCGGUUGGCUCUCCACUUUCAUGGUUGGCGAGUUAACUAAGGAACAUAACACGUACGAACAGUGGCAAAUUGUAUUCUUCAUCCUAGCCGGUACAUAUAUGUGUGGGGCUCUAGUGUUCGUUGUAUUCGGCUCUGGUGAACUGCAGCCUUGGAACUCGCCUCAAUCUGCCGAAACCGCCACAGAGAAACACGAAGAACAACCCCUAAACGAAGAAAAAGUUUAAAAAGUAAGAGGAUUACCAAUCGACUAAUAAGACUGCAAAUUCAUAAAAUUAACGCCAUCUAGCGGUGGCGUUGUAAAGCAAUUAACGACAUCUACCGGUAGACCUCGGAAACUAUAAAUCUGACAACAACAAUUCUUUUAUUGGUAAAAUAUUUAGAAUCUCAACUAAAAAAAAGGGUUGUACUGUGUUGAAAUUAUAAGUCUGGAUUAUUUUGUGUCUGAGAAGCGGCUUCGGGAAAUAAAUGUUGCUUAAUAUUUUUUUUAUUUGAUAGAGUAUCGAUGUGAUUUACAAAGUUUUGAAUAGUUCCAAUUGAUGUUUCAUUAAAAUGUCGUAAAUACCGAUCAACCCUUAAACAUUAGUCAUAAAAUAUCUUCAUAAUAUAAUAUAUUAUGUAAUAAAUAUUGAUACCUUUAUCUUAUAAUGAUGUUACAUUUUUUUGGAUUUUACAAUUUCCAUAACAGUUUUUGAAGCAUUUUCGUUUCGACGAAUGAAAUAUUUUAUAAACAUUUAUACACUUUACAAAUUAUUGUAGAAAAUUUGCAGACUGAUAGAAACUGUUAAUUAUUAAAAAAAAAACUUUGAUUCAUUGGUUUUGAUAAGGAUAAUGAUUAAAACCCUGAAUCAAUUAUGUUUACAUUUUGUAACGAAACAUCAAGUAAGCCUUCUUGUUUAAUUUUAAAUACGAUAAAAAAAAGAAAACAAAAAAAAAAAAGAAAUAGCAAAUAGGUUAUUAAGCAAGUUGGCUUAUAAGCAAUAUUUAUGCAAAAUAAAACAACAUAAAUAUAGUUAUGAUUUUGGCGGGAAAAUGCGAAACUUGGCUUUAGACUUUUUUACCUGGCAAUGUUAGAAGAAGAAUGCAAUGUUAUGUUGAAUAGCAAUGUUAGAAAAAAGAGUUGUUAAAAAUGUUUUAGUUUUUUUCCCGCCAAUGUAACUGUAUCUAUGGUAAUAAAAAAUGAAAAAAAAAAAACAAAAAAGGCUGUUGAUAACGAUUGUGAUGUAUUUAUAAAGUGCCGGCAACGCGCAACGGACUCUCCUUAUAUCACAAAGUUGGAAACCCGACUCAUUGUUAAAGGUUUAGUGCUUAGGGCUAAAGGUAUCUCGCGGUUGAUAUCCAAUAAAUUCUAACUUUUUUUAAAGUAACAAUUUAUCUCGACAAAAACUUCCAAAAUGUUUCUUACUGACACUAGUGUCUCUGUUUAUGUUUAUUUACUAUAGCAUUCAAAUCUCCGACUCUACUAGACGUCAUAUAAAUUUAACGAAUAAAUUUUAAUAAUAGAAAAUAUUAUAUAUCAGCAAUAGUUAUUAAUAAUUUUAUAUUUAUAAAAAUAAUUUUGAUUAUAUAAAUGAUUUUUAACAAGAAAACAAUCACACUAUAAGUCAAUUAUAUAUAUUCAAUUUUAAUACAUAUAUAUAAUAAUACAUGUAUGUGAGUAUAAAUUGGAUGCUUUGUAAGAACAUUUGGUUCAGUGGACAGUUAAUCUAACCGCCAAGAAAUCUAGUAGUCUUAAAAGCAAACAUGUUAAACUACUGAGGCAUAUGACUUCAAUUAUCGAAAAAUUAGUUUUUUAGACGAAAAAUUAUUUAUUUUCACCAAAAAUGAAACUGCGAGAUAUCUUUAUAUAGAUAUCUAAGUAUUUUAUGUAACAAUUUGUUAGUUUCUAUAAUUAUCGAUUAUUUAUUUUUCUAUAUCGACGGUUUAGGAAACACUUAACCAUUUAUUCAACUUUUUUAAACGCCUAUUAUAUGGAGACUGACGGGGCAUACCUAUAUUAUUGUUUAUUUUUCAUAUGAUAUUAUUCAUAAUAUAUCUUUAAAGUAUAAAAUCUUAUCUGUUGACUGGUUCGUUUUACAUAAAUAUCACCCAAAUAAAUGUCAAAUUGUUACAGCCAAAUUUACAGUUUCUAAUUUACUUCAAAAACAGCCUUUAAAAAUAUGUUUAAAGUUCCGUUAGCCUCCAUUAAAAAUUGACCAUAGACAAGUCUCGUUACGUACCGUAAGACAUAGAUAAUAAGAUUAAGCCAUGUUCGCACUUAGCUUUAUUGCAAGAGAUAAUGCACUAUCCAGUAUUUACACGAAUACUCAUAUAUAUUGACUUAUAAAUAUUACAUUUAAUCAAAUAUCUAUAAUAUAUUAGUUUUUUUUUUUAAUUUAAAUUGGAUCGAUUUCUUCCAAGUGGCUUUUUAUUAAAAUUAUUGUUUUUUUUUAAUAUCGUCUAAGCUCGUAACGUCUAUGUGGAUUAUGUGAAUAAAUAAUCAACGAAGUUUCACUUAUAUAUCACACGUUAUGAAGAAGACCUAACAGAUACCAUGCCAUAACGCAAUAGCAAUUAACAUUAGACUCAUACUAUUGCGUUAUGGGAAUACCGCUUUAUAGCUAGAAACUGUUUUGACAGAAGCUGUGUAGGUUUUCCUUAAUUCUAAUGUUAAUUAAUAAUACCCAUCAAAAAUGAUACUUUGCCCUUUAAAUUUUCGUUUUGUUAAAAACGUCAUUUAGUAUUCUUGUAAAUAAAGGUUAUUUUUUUACGCAUUUCGACAACUGUGAUAAAGAGAUUUGUUUAUGAGUUAUUGGCCCCGUUGUAUUAUAUUAUAAUUUCGGAAUUAAAAAUAAAAAUCCUAAAAUGGUUAUUAUUAGUUCCUAAAUUACUAUCAGUAUUUCGUAACCGUUCGCUUGUUGUAAAACUUCAUAUGUCCACAGAUAAAAAAUAAAUAUACACUUAGUUAUAAUCUGUAUUGAACAUGUUUAUGUUAUCUGUGGAAGGUAUUUCAGUAUAAGUACUUUCAUACCAUGAUGAGCCGUUAGGUAUUUUAGUUGUAAGUACGGAGUUGUGAAUUAUUAUUCUCACAACAUAUAUUAAAACCGAUGGACAGUUUAAAAAAAAAAGCUGGUUUUGUUACAAGGCAAUAGUAUUUAUAUUAACAAUAGCUUACUGUAUUAGGUUUUUAAACGAGUCAAGAAUCUGUCCAUGAGUUUUAUUUAGCCUUUUUAUUAAGUAUAUAAUAAUUACAAUUUACCAUGUAUUUUUAAAUAAUGAACAAUUAAUUGAAUAACAAUAAAAUAUGACAGUCUGUAAUCGUUUUUAUAAAAUUCAUACGAAAUGCUUGGCAUAUAUGUUCAAUAAAUAUUAUCGACGUUUUUUUUUACAUUUGUAAAAAAAUGUUGUGCCUGUUUAUCUGCAUUGCAAUGCUUAAAUACCAAAACAUGUCUAUGUAUUGAUAUAUUUGAAACAGGCUCGAGACGUAUUCCGCGAGUGCUAGCAGUGUGUAGUUAAGUAUUUAAGAAUAUCAUAUUAUUGUAAUUAUAUUAAUGUAACAAUUUGUUAAAUGUCACUUUGACUUCUGUACUUUUGUAAACAAUAUUAUUUUUUAAAUAAAGUUUUCGAAAAUUUUUA